AUGGUUGUUUUUCAAGAGACUCCUAUUUUACGUCCUCAAAAGAGGGAUCGGAAGAAAGGAGCUGUUUUGAAAUCUCCAUUCAUUGAGCUUGCUUCUGGUGCAUCUAAAUCAGGUUCAUCCUCAGUUUCUCCUGAUGAUUCUGUUUAUAAGGUCGUUAAAUAUGUGCGUGGUUUGUGCCCGUUGGACAACAAGAUUGGUGAACCUGUCGAUCCGCAAUUGGAAGCUGAGUUUGUCACGUGGGUUGAUACAGGUCUUAGAAAGCAUAAAUCUAACACAACAACUAAUGUGUAUUGUAAGGGUAAGGACACAAUAUUUCCGCCAUUUCGUUUUGGUGUUGAGGACAUUAGCAACAAGAUGUGGUUUCACAACCUUGCCUACCCUAAUUGUUUCCUUACCAAUUCUCACAUUGACAUUAUUUUCUACUAUCUUCGUAAGAAAAUAAUGUACUCAGCCGAGCCGAAAAUCAAAGUCACCACAACUGAUUGCCUUUUUUGUUCUAGCAUAACAAGUUUGUAUGAGAAGUUUGUUGAGAAAAACAACGAUAUAUCGGUGUUGUCUCUUUCUCACAAUGUGGCCCAGUACAUCCAAGGUGGUAAGAUAUUAUGUGCCACUCCUUGGCAUUUGGUUGAUCAUGUUGUUAUGCCUAUCAAUGUAAAAUUACAGGAUCAUUGGAUUUGUGGUCGUCUAAACAUAGUUGACAGGCGGAUAUAUCUGUACAAUUCAUUGCGUUCUGGAAGGUAUAUGACAGCUGCAAAAGAGGCUUGCAAGCCUUUUUCUGUUAUUUUACCAUAUUACUUCUCUAUGUUAGACUUCAAAGGCCUUCGCAACGAAGCUAAGUUUAGCACGAUGGAACCGUUCCCUAUUGUUGUUGUUGAUGGUUUACCCGAGCAGGUCACAGCGUAAGUUUUUUUUAUAGUGUUCAAUGUUUUUCACUGCUUGUUUGUAUUGUUAUGUUUUUGUUAUGUGACUUUGAUUUUUAUUAGUGUUCUCAUAGUGUCUGUUUUUGUGUUUUCUUAUUGUUUUUUUCCAGUGAUUGUGGUGUUUUUGUAGCAUCAUUUGCUGAGUAUUUCAUUGAUGGUAAACUCAUACCAUCCUCUGGUUUUGAUGUGGAAAUUCACCGCGAUCGUUUGGCUGUGUUAUUUUAUCAAUAUGGCAUGAAGAAGCAACUUGAGAACAUUGAAAGUGAAUCCGAGGCCCCUCCCAGCCUUCCCAAGAAGUGAUUUGUUUUUUCAAUCAGACUGUCAUUGUUCUUAUGGUUUUUUAAUGUUGUUUUUAUGUUUUUUUAUGUUGUUUUCGAAAACAAACAUUGGUGUUCUGUUAUGUUUUCUUACGUUUUGUGUGGACAAUAUGUAAUCUUUAUUCAAUAAUAAACUUCAUAUAUAUAUUCAAUUUAGUAUCCAACAUCUUUUAAUAUCCAAUCUAAAGUAUCAUCAAAUCCCAAUGUAAUCAAUGUUUUCAAAUAAAAACUGUAUUCCCUUUGUAUUUCAGAAAUUUAAAUUCCUCAAUAUCUCAUUCUCAAAACGUAUGUGUAGUUUUCUUUUGUUUUUCCACUGUUGUUCUGUUGUUGUUUUUAUUCCCUUCUACGUCUUCUGCUGCAUGUUCUUUUGUUAUGCCCCAGUUCACCACAUUUGCUGCACUUGUUGUGUUGAUCCUUUUCCCAUCCAGCCUUCCUUCUUAAUGUUUUUGGUCUUCCUGAUUUUACUCUUUCAUGCGGAGGCAAGACUAUAAUAUUCUUCACUUCUUCCGGUACCUCCCACUCACUUUGGUGUCCUAUUGGGUAAACUGUCCCUGAAUAAGUUGCCAGCCAAUUUUUUUUUGUGUAGUAAUCUGAACAGUAGGUAUACG
This is a messenger RNA of Cannabis sativa, 1845 nucleotides long. RefSeq lists its product as uncharacterized. NCBI's taxonomy places the organism in Eukaryota, Viridiplantae, Streptophyta, Magnoliopsida, Rosales, Cannabaceae. The transcript has 3 exons. The coding region runs from base 1 to 903 and encodes 300 amino acids. Gene Ontology annotation, biological process: proteolysis. The record is from RefSeq and is a predicted model, not a curated record. Gene Ontology annotation, molecular function: cysteine-type peptidase activity.